CUCGGUUAAUGCCGUAAAAUAUUCCGGUUUUUUUUAUCUAACAGUAAAAAAGAAAACAUUUGCAAAAAUGGCAUCAAAUAAUCAAUUCGUUGCAUUUAAUAAUGGUCAGAAAUAUCCAAUUUUAGGAUUUGGAACAUGGAAGGUAAUAAUAUAAUAAUAUAAGAUAGGCAUAUAAUAAUACUGCACUGAGUUAGUUUUUAAACAAACAUACGUAGUAUGUUUGUCAUACCUAGUAAGUUCUUAGGACUUGUUUAAUAUUUAAAAUGAGUUUAAAAAUCAUUAAUAGUUACAAUAUUUUAAAUUAAAACAUAUUUAUUUUAUGAUAACUGAUAAGUAAUAUUAGAAAGACAGCGAAAAUGCAGAUUAAUUAUUAUUAUUCGUAUACAAUACAUACAGAUUCAUUAAGGUGAAUGAUAUACCAAGGGUAAAUUUAAUUAUGAUACCUAGAUUAUAAAGUUCGGCAAUCAAAUGCCCAACUAAAACUGUCAUAUUAAUAAUGAUGAACUACACUUAAACCUCAAACACAUAAUAUGCACCUACACACUGCACAGCGUGUAGGCAUACGAAUGAGUAGAUUACCAAUUAAUUUUAAAUACAUUAUAUAAAAGAGCUGAUAAUGCUGACGAGUAUACCACUAUUACAGCCUGUGGGUGGGAAGUUGGAAAAGAAGAAUAAAAUAAAUAAAUUUAAUUUAUAUUUCUAUCUAUAUGCAACAAUCUAUCAUUGCUAGCAAAAAAACGAUUCUGAUCGAAGUUGGAUUAAAUAUAUUUAGAAAUAGUUAUUUUUAUGAUUUUUAUUAAAAUUUGAAUUCAUCAAAAAAACAACAACAUUACGCUCAAUUUUUAUUUUUUUUUAAAACUAAUUACCACUAGUUAUGAAAUAAUUAAUUCAAUUUCCGAACAUUUUUACUGGGUGAAACCAAUUCUACCUUCAUAGUACGUAACAAAAACUAAUAAAUUUCAUAUGGCUGUAAAUAGCUCAGUUAUUAUUUUUAACUGAAUUACCAAUACAACAAAAAUACAAAAUCAAAAAUAACGAAAAUCUUUAUCGUGUAUAUUUUCCUGUUUUUCCAGUAACUAAUUAUACUACAAAUAACUUCCCUAACGCACCAACUAGAACUUUUGCUAAAAUAUGUAAAACUUGAUGACUGGAGCAAUAUUUCUGAUAAAAAAAUUAUUUACAGACAGGAAAAAACAUCAAAUUAAUACAUUUUUCGUUAUUAUUAUUUAUCAUACUCGCAAUAUCAUUUAAGCAGAAUAAAAAAAUAUUUCAAUUUUACAAUAAUAUUUAUUUAUUUUUUGAUAAUUUAAAAUGUAUAAUCUAUAAAGCUAAAUACUUUUACCAUAAAAAAUUUAAAAAUUUAUAUUUUUAAAGUACUAUAUUUAUUGUCAUCAUUUGCAACAAAUCUAACUAUUAUUAUUGAUAUACUCAGUCUAAACCUGGCGAAGUAGAAGAAGCUGUGAAAAUCGCGAUUGAUACAGGCUACAGACAUUUUGAUUGCGCAAUGUUUUAUGGGAAUGAACAAGAAAUAGGAAAAGCUAUUAAUCAUAAGAUAGACGAAGGUGUUGUAGUUCGUGAAGAUUUGUACAUUACGAGUAAAGUAAUUACACAAUUUAAUUAUUUUGAUUUUGAUAAAUAUCAAAAUAUGUAGAUUACUAGGUACAUAUCUAAAUAACUUAUAUUUGCUUUCAGUUAUGGAAUAUAUUUCAUCAACCUGAUAUUGUUGAAACGGUGAUAAAAAAAACUUUAUCAGAUUUAAAAGUCGAUUAUUUGGAUUUAUACUUGAUUCAUUGGCCUAUGGCUUUUAAGGUAAUGUACUAAUAUUAAUAUUUAAAUUGCUAUUUUGAAUUAUAAUAUUAGAUACCUUCCUAUUUUGUAAUAUGCAAUAGUAUACUAGUAUAUAAUAUACUAUAUCUAUUUAUUAUAAAUAUUAUUAGGAGGGUGGAUUAUACAGUGAUUUCAUUCCAAAAGACGAUGAUGGUGCUACAAUUGAAGGUGAUGGUUCAUACAUUGAAACAUGGAAAGCAAUGGAAAAAUUAGUAGAAAAUGGUCUUACUAAAUCAAUUGGUGUAUCAAACUUUAACAAAAGACAAAUAGAAGAUAUAUUAGGUGUAGCUACUGUAAAGCCAGUUAACAAUCAAGUAUGAACUGUAAAAUGAUUUAUUUCAGAAUAAACCACUAAACACGUUUUAAAUGACACAAGUGGGCACAUGGUCUCUUAAAAUUUAUAAUAAUAUCCUAUUUUUAAUAUUACCUACAAAAUAAAUUAAUAUUUCAUUGCAGACAAAUAUUUGGAAAUAUAUAAUCAACUGUCUAUUCUAGAACUACCGGGUAGGUUUAGUAGAAAAGUGAGAAAAACAUUGAGAAUAGAUUAUUCAGAUUAUACGAGCAAUACGCAUGUUGAGAAAAAUAGAUAAGGUAAAUGCACAUAUGGAAGUCAGAAAUGAGACAGGCUGUUGGUAAAAGAAACAUAGCUAAGUGUUAUAAAGGGAAAUGUGUAAAUUAAAUAGGUAAAAAAAAGAUAAUAAAAGAGGGAAAUGUGAAUGAAAGCUAUAUAUAAAAGUAGGUGUAUGUUUGCAUGAUAGGCAAUGAUGAAAAUAAAGAGCAAAAUUAACAUAAGACAUGUUUUAAUAUAUUUUAUAGGUCGAAUGCCAUCCAUAUUUAAACCAAAAAAAAUUAAAAGAAUUUUGCGACGAAAAUGAUAUUAUAUUGACGGCAUAUAGUCCACUCGGAAGUCCAGACAAUCCUUGGAAAAAACCUGAAGAUCCUUCUCUUCUCGAAGACCCGAAAAUUAUUGAAAUAGCGGACAAAUAUAGUAAAAGUCCUGCCCAAAUAUUAAUCAAAUAUCAAAUUCAAAGAGGUGUAAUGGUCAUUCCGAAAUCUGUGACUAAAGAACGCAUAGAGUCGAAUUUUGAUGUAUGGGACUUUGAACUCGAGCAAGAGGAUUUAGAUCAAAUUGAUACUCUCGAUUGCAAUGGACGAUUUGUACACAUGAAAGGGUACCUAUAUUAUUAUUUUAUUAUAUUUGCCAUAGAUUUUUUUCUAAUAUGUAUCUAUAUUUUUAGGAACAUAAAUUUUAAAGAUUAUCCAUUCAGUGAUGAAUACUAAAUUAAUUGGAUAGUGAUGAAAAGUGAAAUUUAUCGAUGUUUUAUUCGACAUUUUAG
Molecule: messenger RNA, 3164 nt
Organism: Cinara cedri
Lineage: Eukaryota; Metazoa; Arthropoda; Insecta; Hemiptera; Aphididae
Source: the annotation of a GenBank genome assembly